Messenger RNA from Symbiodinium natans, 816 nucleotides. NCBI's taxonomy places the organism in Eukaryota, Dinophyceae, Suessiales, Symbiodiniaceae. The record is from the annotation of a GenBank genome assembly.
AUGGGGAACAACAACGUGGGAUGCACCUUCUGCACUGGUGCGGAAGGCAAUGCUGUCGAGGUUCAGGGCAAGUUUCCCAGCGAUGGCAAGCUGGAGAAGCGUGGCCCACACCAGUUUGAGAAUGGAGCUACGUACACUGGUGAGUGGAUGGGCAAUGCCCGUCAUGGACAAGGAGAACAGGUGUGGCCCGAUGGAGCCAAGUACACCGGCAGCUGGGAGAAUGACAAAGCGCACGGCAAGGGACGAUUCGAGCACGUCGACGGAGAUGUCUAUGAAGGCGAGUGGAAGUCAGACAAAGCCCACGGCUACGGAGUGUACCAUCAUGCCGAUGGUUCCCGGUACGAGGGCAACUGGGCUGAUGACAAGCAGCACGGGAACGGCAAGGAGAUCUGGCCAGAUGGUGCCAAAUAUGAAGGUGAGUACGAGGCUGGUAGAAAGAGCGGCAAGGGGCACUUCUCCUGGUCAGAUGGCUCCAAGUACCAGGGAGAGUUUGUUGACAACGACAUCAACGGUGUCGGCGUGUACCAAUGGGGUGAUGGCAGAAAGUUCGAGGGACAGUGGAUGAAGAACAGAAUGCACGGUCAUGGAAACUUCACCUGGGUGGAUGGUCGAUCCUACGAAGGGGAGUACAAGAACGAUCAAAAGGAUGGUGAAGGAACGUUCAACUGGCCAGAUGGACGGAAGUACAGGGGGCAGUGGAAAGAGGGCAAGCAGCACGGUGUUGGAGUCUAUGUCACCGCGCAAGGCGAGGAGCGCAAAGGUGAAUGGCAAGAUGGCCGGCGUGUUCGAUGGUUGGACAGCGAGACCAACGCCUGA